This is a messenger RNA of Magnolia sinica, 582 nucleotides long. RefSeq lists its product as uncharacterized. The transcript has a single exon. NCBI's taxonomy places the organism in Eukaryota, Viridiplantae, Streptophyta, Magnoliopsida, Magnoliales, Magnoliaceae. The record is from RefSeq and is a predicted model, not a curated record. The coding region runs from base 1 to 582 and encodes 193 amino acids.
AUGGUCUUCGCCCUGAAAAUUUGGAGGUACUAUUUAUAUGGGGAGUUUGAAUUAUUCUGCGAUCACAAGAGUUUGAAAUAUAUCUUCACUCAAAAAGAUCUGAACAUGCGGCAACGUCUAUGGAUGGAAACGCUGAAAGACUUCAAAUUUGAAGUAUCCUAUCAUCCUGGCAAGGCGAACCUUGUAGCUGAUGCCUUUAGUCGAAAAAGGAAUCACGAAGUUAUGGCUGGUCUCAUGAUAAGAGAAGGAAAAAUGAUGGAUUUCAUCCUGGACUAUGAUGCGCAGUUUUCCUUCAAAGGACCAAGUAUCUUAAUAGCUUCGUUGGUAAUAGAACCAGCCUUGAUUCAUCGUAUCAUCGAAUUCCAAGACCAGGACAAAACACUAAAGAAGUUGAGGCUGAGGUGUGAAAGUGAAGGAAUGUCGGACUGGUAUGUCAGUUCAGACGGCGGCCUGAGAUAUCGAGGUCGUAUCUGUGUACCGGCAGUGGUGGAAUUGAAACAAGUAAUACUGAGCGAAGCGCACAAGUCCCGUCUGACCAUUUAUCUUAGUAGUAUGAAAAUGUAUCGAGAUGUCAGGCGUUAA